Molecule: messenger RNA, 3446 nt
Organism: Spodoptera frugiperda (fall armyworm)
Lineage: Eukaryota; Metazoa; Arthropoda; Insecta; Lepidoptera; Noctuidae
Gene: NitFhit
Product: nitrilase and fragile histidine triad fusion protein NitFhit
Exons: 11
Coding region: 215-1639 (474 amino acids)
Biological process (GO): nucleobase-containing compound metabolic process
Molecular function (GO): hydrolase activity, acting on carbon-nitrogen (but not peptide) bonds, in linear amides; bis(5'-adenosyl)-triphosphatase activity
Source: RefSeq, a predicted model, not a curated record
UGUUUUGAGAAUGUUUCUCUUUUAUUUGUUUAUGAAUAAAAACUUUAAUUUGUCUGAAUUUUUAAAAUCUAUUAUUAGAAUGUAACUUGUAUACGUAUGUAGUUAACAAAUAAUUAUGUAAAUAAGAUACUGCCUUGUGAGUAUUGAGAUUUGGCAGUACAGCCUCAUAAGAACAGUAGCGCAUUAUAAUUUAGUUCGACAAGUUGUUAGAAACAUGAGUACGAAGAAGAUUGCCGUCUGUCAGAUGACGUCCGUAGGAGACAAGGCAGCUAAUAUGGAAGUAGUCAGCAAUUUAAUCAGCCAAGCUGCGAAGGAAGAUGUUCAGAUGAUAUUCUUCCCUGAAGCCUGUGAUUACCUCUGUGAUAACAAGAAUGAUACUUUAAGCUUCGCUGAACCAAUCAUAGGUGGCGCCACCGUCGGAAAGUACAAGGAAUUGGCGGUCAAGCACAAUGUCUGGUUGUCUAUGGGUGGGAUUCAUGAAAAGGAUGAAGAGCUACCCUCGAAAGUUUGCAACACUCACAUAAUAAUAGACAAUAAAGGUACCAUAGUGCAAGCGUAUAGGAAGCUACAUUUGUUUGAUGUGGAGAUACCUGAACGCAAUGUGAGAUUAAAAGAGAGUGACUUCUGUGAACCGGGCAACCAUAUCGUGGCACCCGUCGAUACGCCUAUAGGAAAAGUAGGUUUAGGUAUAUGUUAUGACAUGCGGUUUCCGGAACUCAGUACUUCGCUGAGUAUAAUGAAAGCUGAAGUAUUAACAUUUCCUUCAGCAUUCACACAACUCACGGGAGCGGCACAUUGGCAUGUAUUACUCAGAGCGAGAGCUAUAGAGAAUCAAUGUUACGUGAUAGCGGCGGCUCAAGCGGGGGAUCAUAAUGCGAAACGCAAGUCCUACGGCCACGCAGUUUGUAUAGACCCGUGGGGCGAAGUCCUAGCGGACUGUGGAGUCGAUUCCCCGACGUUUAAAGUGGUGGAGAUCGACCAGGCGAAGUUGCAAGAGGUUAGACGGAAUAUGCCCGUGUUUCAGCAUCGGAGACCAAAAGUAUACUCCCUGUACUCCCUGAGCCUCCGCAAGGACCUCCUGCCCUGUCACUCCUGCAAAUCCCCUCCCCCCUCAAGUACACCCACAACAACACAAAUUGCAGCGCUACCAAACGAACCAUGCUAUGACUUUGGACACGUCAAAGUGCCUGAAAGCUGCGUGUUCUUUAAAUCUAAGCUAACUUAUGCUUUUGUUAAUUUGAGAUGUGUUCUCCCCGGCCACGUGCUGGUGGCUCCAAUCAGAAUGGCUGAGAGGAACCACGAUAUGACGGAGGAGGAGGCUCAGGACUUCUACAAGACUGUACGAAUUGUGCAACGGUUGAUGGAAAAGGUUCACGAGGCUGACUCAUGCACGGUGACCAUACAAGACGGGAUGAAUGCCGGGCAAACUGUCAAGCACCUCCACUGCCACAUAAUGCCGCGGAAGAAAGGGGACUUUAUAGACAACGAUCUAAUCUACUUGGAGCUAGCUAAACACGACCAGUUCAAAGCCGGUCACCCAUCGAAGCCACCAAGGACGAGAGAGGAAAUGACAUCAGAAGCUGCAUUUUUAAGGGAAGAAUUAAAAAAAAUGCACUCACAGGAGACUACUAGCGUUUAAGUGUAUUUUUUAUAAAAAAAAAAAACUAAUAUAAAAAUCAACAAGAGUCUUAGCAAUUGGCGGUGUAUUGUCUCUGCCUACCCCCAUGGGAGACAGGCGUGAAGUUAUGUAUGUAUGUAUAAAUAUCAGCUAGUUUUAACUAGAUAACUCGACUAGUUUCAAGCUACGCUCGGGGCCCAUAACCUCAGGUUCCCGAAACUAUUUGAGUUACCUCGUCCAACAGUUACGUGAGUAAGCCGUAAAAAAAUAUUAAUUUAAUAUGUCUCACGAUAGUUAUAAUACAAAAAUAAUAUAUUAUGUAAUGCGAAGUAAAAAAAAAUGUACACAUUUUUAAAUAUUAGGGAUGAUGACGGGGUAUGAAAAUUAAAAAUCUAUUUAGUCCGUCAGUUAGGUAAUGAUAAAAUAUUUGAGACGUACUUUUUUAUUUUGUCAUAUAAGAUAACAAUACUUAGAUAAAACGAAUAUUAAAGUUUAGGAGUGGGAGCAAAUACGUAAUUUCUACGUAUAAAAUGUACUCAGAAGUGACGUCACGCGAUAUUUCAAAUAUUCUCUUCGAAAGUAUUUGUAAUCUACCCUAUUCGGUUAAAUGCCGCCAAAAUAUAUGUAUGGCCAUAAAAUAAAUCUCAAACGACUCUACCAAUGGGGGCAUUUAAGUAACCCCCCCCCCCCGUAACGCAACAUAACGUUUUUCUAUACCCCCUUCCCCCAAAUUAAGUUACGAAAUACUUGAACGCCCCCAAAUAUGGAUUUUUGUUCCGUAUUCGUUAUUGUAACUAAACGUAAGAAGGUUUGUUAUAAUCUCCACGUUUGGCAGAAGGAUUGGAGAUCGCCUCUACUACUAAUAUUACUGUAAAACGGGGUGAAUAGAAUUCGAGGGGUGAAUUGAUACAGAAGAGGGGUGAAUAACUGUUGAGAAAAUGUUCUAACAUCUAUUCACCCACAUUCUUGUGUCUAUUCACCCUUUUAAUUCUAUUCACUCCGUUUUAAUGUAUGUUCGCGCGUAACUCCUAAACCAAAUUGGAUUCUUUUCCGUAUUCCUUAUUGUUACUAAAAGCAACGGAUUUUAGUUUGUCUUGUACAGAAACUCAUACAACUGCGUCCACAGGCCCGCAUCGUACGCAUUCCGUAUACCGUCAUUAGUACGCAUCGCAUGUAAGCAUUGCCGAUGAUGCGGUCCGUACGAUGCGGAUCAGUGGACGCAGUUGUAUGAGUUCCUAUACAAGACAAACUAAAAUCCGUUGCGUGCGAUGCGUACGAUGCGGGCCUGUGGACGCUUACCUAUAAUCUCCACGCUUGGCAGAAGGAUUGGAGAUUGCUAUUACUAAGAUUACUCAAAAGAUAUUAUCGUAAUUUGCAGAUAUUUAAUGUUGUGAUUUGGAACCUAUGUACAAACAAAUGUUUUUAUGUAUAAAUAUAAAUAAGGUACUGAGGUAUAUACAGUUGUUAAGAGGGCGUUCCUGUUAACCCACAAUAGUAUAGCAUACAUACAUGCUAAAAAAUAUUACCAUUCAAAAACAAGACAAAUUAUUUUUUUUAAAUAUUGAAAUUUUACCAAAAAAUUUAAAUCGAUACGUAAAAGAAACACUCUGUUCACGCGUAGUUCAAGGAAGGCAACGUUGCAAUUUAUUGCUUAUUUUUCUAAGCUGAUAUUUUAUUUUAAUCUAUUAAUGAUAUAGAUUAACGAGUUUAAAGGAACGCCCUCUGUUAGUUAACAUACACUGUAUAGUCAUAUUUUCAAUCGAAUGUAGUAUAAUGUGUAGAUUGUAAAUUGUAAUAUAUUUUGUUAAAUAAAUUAAUACGUUUUCAA